Molecule: messenger RNA, 261 nt
Organism: Pestalotiopsis fici W106-1
Lineage: Eukaryota; Fungi; Ascomycota; Sordariomycetes; Amphisphaeriales; Sporocadaceae
Exons: 2
Coding region: 1-261 (86 amino acids)
Source: RefSeq, a predicted model, not a curated record
AUGCCCGGCAUGGCCAAGUCGCUUGACGUUUGUCAGAGCACAUGCUCCAGAUCCUGCAAGAAACACAGGCCAAAAACCAGUUCCACAGAGCAAGGCUUGCUGCAUCGAACAAGACUCGAACUCCUCAACAACCCCAACAGUAGCAGCGCUGCAACCGAACGAUUAUGGAGCACAACCCAGUACACGACAGGCUACCAUGAGAACCGCAUGCAGAAUACCAUUGACGGCUUCGACCAGAACUUUGCAUCACGAGGAUCCUGA